Molecule: messenger RNA, 574 nt
Organism: Pisolithus orientalis
Lineage: Eukaryota; Fungi; Basidiomycota; Agaricomycetes; Boletales; Pisolithaceae
Product: ribosomal protein S8
Exons: 2
Coding region: 40-504 (154 amino acids)
Biological process (GO): translation
Cellular component (GO): ribosome
Molecular function (GO): structural constituent of ribosome
Source: RefSeq, a predicted model, not a curated record
CCAAACUUUUCUUUUCCUCUGCAAGUCGACGAGUCUCUGAUGCCGCUCCCCUACGACCUCUGCGCGCGUCUCCCAAAUGCGUUCCGCGCGCGACACCGCUUCGUAGCCGUCGACCAUUCCACGCAGAAUCUCGGAAUCCUUUCCAUCCUAUUUCGUGCCGGUUUUCUCAGUAACAUCACUCGUGGGACCAUCUCAGCCCCUUCACCAUCCGAUUUCGAACGCGUCGGCGAAGCACAGCGGCGGAUAUGGGCAGAACUCAAAUACCGUGACGACAGACCUGUUCUCUCACAUAUGAGCCUCAUUAGCAUGCCUAGCCGGCGCGUCUUCAUGGACCUUGGCGAAAUAAGAAGGAUAUGUAGUGGUCGGAGAGCGCAGACGAUAAAACCUUUGGGAAUGGGAGAGAUUGCGGUGGUUCGGACGAAGAAGAAGGAACAUGAGUGGCUGGAGGCUAAGGAGGCGUUGCUGUUGGGCAUUCCCGGAGAAGUGGUUUGCAGGGCACGGUGAAUAUUGCCGCUGUACGCCUAUUCUUUCACACUUAUUCAUAUAUCAUACAUAUUAUCCGCUUCCCGUUCGG